This is a messenger RNA of Cinara cedri, 4465 nucleotides long. NCBI's taxonomy places the organism in Eukaryota, Metazoa, Arthropoda, Insecta, Hemiptera, Aphididae. The record is from the annotation of a GenBank genome assembly.
AAUUAUUUUUCAUUUUUUUCCAGUUUCUAGUGUUUUCACCAAGAUCAAAAUUUUGUUCUCGUUGUUUAUUAGUCAAAAUGAAGUGUGUUCUAGUCAUAUUGUUAUUUUUUUUAACAUGUUUAUCUCAUUGUAAAAUUGAUAUUGAAGAAGUUGACGAGUUUGAUGAAUUUGAGGAGUCACCUAUAACAGUUAGAACUGACAGUGACCUAAUAUUCAAUGAAAAAUUACCUCCUGUCAUGGACAAGAUUGAGCCUGAAGUCACUGUUGAAGUAUUAUGUUUACUAAAUUAAAAAUUGUUUGAAACCAACAUAUUUAAUUUUUAAAUUUUUUUUUAGGAUGAUGAUGAAUUUGAACAUUUUAAUGAUGAAGAGGAAUUUGAAGGUUUUGAUACCGAAAGAUUACAUGUUGAUGACAAGGAUCCUAAAAUUACUAUUGCAUCUGUACCAGUACCCUUUCAUACAAAAUGGUCUAGUUACAUAAUGGAAAUAUUUUUGGUGAUGGGUAUAGUUGCAUAUUUUGCAAAUUUCUUUUAUGGUCGGUCCAAGAAUGCUCGACUAGCAGAUAUAUGGUUUAAAACACAUAAAUCGUUAUUGGAAGAUAAUUUUUCUCUAGUUGGUUUGUAUACUAAAGUACAAAUUAUUUCUUGAAGAAAUUAAACAUUUUUUUCUAAAUACAGGAGAUGAUGGUAAAAUAGAAGUAGAGAGUAGUGGCAUAAUAAAAGAAACUGAAAGUUCAUAUACUUUGUGGUGUAGUGGUCGAACGUGCUGUGAAGGAAUGUUGGUGGAAUUAAAGUUUAUUAAGGUAAUAACAUAUUUAUUUUAUAAUACUAUGGUCUAAAUUCCUCAGUCAAACUUUUUGUUAUAUAUCUAAAUAAUAUAAUUAAUUAACAUUAUCUUUUCUUUAUUAUUUUCAAUUAAUCUAUUCAGCAGUAUGUAUAUUAUUUUUAUGUUAUAUUCUAGUUUACUGUUAAAUUAUAACCAUUUCCAUACUUGUAAUUGAGUUCCAUCUAUAUAAUAUACAAUAAAAUAAUAAUGUUUCCAUGUAUAAAUUGCUAUUUAAAAUUAUUUCAGAGGCAAGAUUUAGCAACUGUAUUUAAUCAAUUUUUGCGGCCUAUAAAAGAUGAAGUGCAUAUUAAAGUUGAUAUGAACAAAGAAGAUAUGGAUACGUUUGUGUUCUGUGUAGCGUCUAAAAAGACAGCCACUAGAUAUUCAAAAGAAAUGGCUGACCUUGUAAGGAACUCGUAUUAAAUGUUUGAAUUGAUAAUUUUUAAUUCAAAUUAUCUUGUUUUUCAGAGUGUAUUCUGUCCAGAACGUAAGCCUGGAGCCAAUUAUGGUUUGACUGAUAGUUUUAGUGUACUCAGCGAAUUAGGAGAGGUAUCUUCAUCUAUUUUAGAUGCAAAGACUGUUAACUAUAUUAACAAAUACUCAGAUGUUUUAGAUUGUUUACAUUUUUCUGAUAGAUAUUCAGGAUUUAAAUCAAACGAGUAAGUAUAUUUUUUAUGAAUACAAAAAUGUUUUUAUGUAGCCCAUGCCAGUGAAAUAGACAGCAUACCAAAUGUAUAAAUAACUAGUGAAGUCUGUCAUAGUAUCAGAAACUAAAUUAUUAGUAACAAUAACUUUUUUGUUUUAAUGAGGGAUACCAAGGGAAAUCAAACAUUAAUAAUAAAAAAAAAACAAUUAAACAUGGAAAUUAAAAUCAUUUUAUAUCAUAAUGUUUUUAAAAUAAUUUUAUAAUUAAAAUUAAAAAUUAGUUAAAUUUAAGCAAAUCGGAGCAUUUAUUUGUUCUUGAAAUAUUGUGAUAUUUAUUAAAAUAGUAAAUAUUUUCUCUUUUUCUCUUUCUUAUGUAAUAAAUAUAAAUAUUAUAACUUAAUGAUAAGGGAUUAUAGUAGUUUUUAACAGUUUGAAAGGUAAAAUAAUUAUUCAAUGGUUUUUUUUUUCAAACUGUGUUUGUAUCUACUCUGUAAUGUCUGUCCACCUAUAUUUUAAAUCUCUUUUUAACAUAGAUUUGACUAAAUUGCUGACAUAAAAACACAUCCUUGUAUUAUAUUAAAUUUUUCUUUUACAAAUUUUGUUUUAAAAAAAACAGAUUAUCAUUGUAUUAUUUAUUGAGUAAUAAUAUUGUUGAGGCAAAUACAUUUUUACCUAAAAUAAAUUUAAUUAUACCUAUUAAAUCUUUAUACUUAUAUAUAAAAUUAAUUGUAUAGAGAACUGAGAGUAUUAUAUGGUAAAUUUUAUCAGUUAACCAUCUCUAUAUUUUUAAUGCUUUAUAUGUUACUUAUUCAAUACAAUUGCAUGUUUAUAUUUUUAAUAUUUCAAAAAGAUCUCAGAAAUUGGCUAUUUUUAUUGGAGUCAUAUUUUAUAAAGAAGAAACAUGUGUAAACUAUUUAAAAUGCAAACAGAUGUUACUUAAAAAUGAAAUUAAUAUAUGUAUAUAAUGUUUAUAAUAUAAAAAUAACUAUUUUUUCACAUAUAUUUUUAAGGCAAUCGGCUAUGACUCCACAAUUAUAUUUUUAUAUUGACAAAGAAAUUUUGAAAUUUCCAAAUAUUAUUUAAGUAUAUGAAAAUACCUUAAGGUUAACUAUUUAUUAAAAAUGUAUGUCCUUAAUAUAUAAUUUAAAGUUACAAAAAAAAAUAUGUAAUUGAUUUGUUAAAAUAAACUUAAUAACAUUUUUCCAAAUAUUUCACUUUUUAUGAAUUAAAUAGUAUUCUAUUGCUAAAUACACAUUCAAAUUGUAUACUACGGAAGAUAUGACAUUUUUUUUUUGAACAUUUAUUGACACAAACAAAACAGAUCAUUUUAUAACAAUAAUUAAUAAGAAGCUCAAAAUUAUAAUUAUACUAAUAGUUUAAUUCACCUAUAUUAAAUUAAUUUUUUUCUUUUUACAGCGACACUACAGUUGCCACAAAGUUACCAACCGUGAAAAAAGUAUUGAUAUUUACGUUUACCAUUCCUACAGAUAAAUAUUCUAAUCCUCAAGAAGCUAUUAGUGCUAUCUAUCCACUUAUGUCAUUUGUAUUCCAAUGUAUGGAACGUAUUAAACGAUUAAGAAUCAGUAAAGAGGCCAAAAGUAAAGCUGAAAAGAAUAGAUUACGUGUUGAAGAAGCAUUUUUAAAAACAACUCAUGCAGCUCGAGCUGAAGCAGCUGCUGCAAGGAAGGAAGAGAAAAAAAGAUUGGAAAAAGAAAGAAUUUUAAAAGUACAAAUUAAGUUAUUUGCAUUGUUUUUUGAAAAAUUAAAAUUUUUAAAAUAAUUUUUCUAGGAGGAUCCAGAAAAACAACGAAAGUGGGAGGAGAAAGAGAUGAAACGCCAACAGAGGAAAAAGGCUCCACGAAUGAAACAAUUAAAAGUUAAGUCUAUGUAAAAGAUAAAACAAUUGUAUUAAUAUGCAGUGUUCUUUAUCUGUUGGUUUUGGUUAUAUCAGGUGCGUAAUAAGGGUAGAUUAUUAUUUAAAUAUUUUUGAUAGGUAUAGUUUGUGACGUGUCUUUGAUAAUAUUGGUAUAUAAUAUAAUCCAAAUCUAAAUUUUAUGUUUGUUUUUUAUUUUAAUGUAUCAUAUUUAAUUUCUUGUAGUUAAAUAAUAGUUACUUAUUUGUAAAUGUUAGGUAUAUUUUAAACAGACUGCCAUUCAUAUUAAAAAGUAUUGUAAGUAUUAUAAGUCUUGCUUAUAAUAUAAACAAGAUGUAUUAUGUAUUCUACAUUUAUAAUAAAAAAUGUAAUCAAUGAACUAAUUUAUUGAAUCAACUACUGUAUUAAUUAAAUUAUGUCAAAUAAUAUUAUGUAAUGGAAUAAAAUGUGUUCAUUUAUUAUAUCGAAUUAUGUUUUCAUUAUGUAUCUUUUACUGCAAUCUUAUGUUCAGAAUUAGCCAAAUGUCAAAAUAUUAAUAAAUACAAUUUUUUUAAUACAAUCAAUUAUAUCAAUAUUGGUUUUUUUUUUAAAACUAUUAUUUCUAAAGGUAACAAUUUGACCUAAAUAUCAUGCAUUACUCCAUUGGUAGUGCGAGGUUAUCAUAUGUACGUGGUAAGUCAGCAUAGUUAGCGAAAUACUAACAAAUUCCUUAUUGAAAACUAUUUUCUGACCAGCGUGUUCUAGCCCUACAUAUAAAUGCUCUAGGUACUCCUAUAUUUUACCUCUAUGUUUGUCUUCAAUAAAUAAUUGUCCUGUUAUUAUCUUCCAUUUUCUAUUUUUAUUUUUGUUCUAUAAACAUUUAAGAAAUGUUUGUCUGAUUUAUAUGCUGUAUCUUUGCUACCAAUUCUCAUUUGUACCUCUUUAUCCAUGCAGCUUUUGUUUGAGAAUAGUUCCAUUCUUAAGUUUCCUUCUUUCUUCUAUCAUUCUGUUUAUUUAUACUGUUUUCUAUUCAUCUCUGGGUACUGUAGCUAUAUUCCCUUUCAGAGUCUUUGAUUCUGCAUUUAUUACUAUUUUUAGAAUACCCCACCUGUUAUUUAUGUCAGCCCCUUCAUUAAUAUUUACA